GGAAUUAUUUAUUUUCAUAUUUAAAAUAACAAUUAAAAAUUACAUUUUGGAAGAUGCUUUAAUUAAUAUAAACAACAAAGUUAAUGUUAAUUUAAUCGUUUUGUUUGCACUUCAUUUUUCCUACAUAUGUUUGUAUGCAAUAUUUUUAUGGUUCAUAAGUUAGCCAAUUCGUUUAAUUUGGAGAUAACCAUAUUCCUCUGACGUGGUUUUGUAUUGUUAAUUUUACCGAUUAACCUUUUGCGGUGGUUCUACAGGAAAGUUUUUAUAGCUUUUAUUAAUAUUGAAGCUUUCUUUUCGUUUUUUCGCUUCCUUGCAUUGUUGUGUUAUUUGUUCGAGUUAUAUUUUUCUUUGCGCUUUAGAAUUUGCCGCUUUAAGGCCUUCCAUUUUUGAAGGAUUUAUUUUUAGUUACAAACCCCCCCCCUGUGCCAUUUUUUAGAGCAGCAUAUAUUAUACUGCUAAAGUGCCUUAUUAUGUGCAUUUCCGUUUGUCCUACAGAAUGAGCAAGCUAAUCAUUUUUUCCUUUUUAUUUUUCGCUAUAUAAGAAGUGUCGAAAUAUAUACCCUCUUUUUUCUGGAGCGUGCAAAAAAAAAAAAAAAAAAAAAAAAUAAUAUUGGGCGCAUUUUUUAACAAAACAAAUUUAACAUAAUUAGGUCACUUUUUUUUAUAAUUUAAAAAUUUGAAAAGAAAAUAAUAUUCGCGAUUUUGCAGAUCACCCAAUAAUAACAAGAUUAAACAUGUUACAGCAUUGCAAUUAUGCAAAUAGAGUUUUUUCAGGUUUCUUCUUUUUGCUGUUGUUUUUUGUCGUUCAUAUCCCGCUAUCCCUAACAGAAAACACUGCUUAUAGUUCCAAGUGGGGAAAUCAAAUCACGGCUACAAGGUUCCAUAUAAGUAAAAAAAACAUUGGUGGUAGAAACCUUGCAGAGGCUUUAGAAAAAGUAAAAAAAUUUUUUUUUGGCAACAUCCUUUACGAUGACGAACCUGUAAAGUAUCCCCCUGAACCUCGAAAAAAGGAUGUAUUUAAAAAAAAAGUAAAGAAUUAUUCCAUUGAAGCUCGUUUAGCCCCAAAGAUAUAUUUUACUCCAACUGGAAGUGUCAUAUUUACAAACAAAAAAAAAGCCGCCAUUGAAUAUUACUAUUUCAAUGAAAACCAGAAAAAGAAAUACAAUGAAUUUGUAGAAGCAUUAUGGGAGGCAUUCCAUGAAGAAGCAAAAAGAAUAGGAUUAAGUGAUCAUGAGAGAAUGAAUUUAUUAAGCUCUGUCUAUCCUUUAAUUUCAAAGGAUUCAUCGACGCUGGAAGAGUAUUGGGAAAAACGUUUUCUUUUAUUGUUAAAGAGAAGAGUAAUAUGGCUCCUUCAAUUUGAAAGUCUUUUACGGGAAUGCAAUAAUUCAUGGAAUAAAUUGAUAAAGAAAAAUGAAAAAAAGUGGAUUGAAAUUCUAACAGAUAAGCUAAGAAAAUAUAACAUGGGGGAAAAAAAAAAAGAAAAGCCAAGUACAGAGGAAAAUGAAUAUGAGAUAUACGGAAAAAUGGAUAAACUCAAAAGGUUUCUAGAUAAAAUAAGCAUUGAUAUAUAUAAUACAUAG
Plasmodium vivax (malaria parasite P. vivax) is the source of this 1580-nucleotide messenger RNA. RefSeq names its product RAD protein (Pv-fam-e). The record is from RefSeq and is a predicted model, not a curated record. NCBI's taxonomy places the organism in Eukaryota, Apicomplexa, Aconoidasida, Haemosporida, Plasmodiidae. The transcript is spliced from 2 exons. The coding region runs from base 735 to 1580 and encodes 281 amino acids.